AUGCAGGAGUUCGACGAUCGAAAUGUCGAGGUGCUGGGCAUGUCCAUCGACACGGAGCAUGUGCACAAGGCGUGGAAGAACACGCCGCAGGACAAGGGUGGAAUCGGACCCAUCGCUCACCCGCUGCUGGCGGAUGUUAAGAAGGAGGUGAGCACUGCCUACGGCUGCCUCUUGGAAAACGGCCUGGCGCUGCGGGCCGUUUACAUCAUCGACAAGGAGGGCAUCGUGCGAUCUGAGAUGAAGAACGACCUUCCACUCGGACGCAAUGUGGAGGAAGUUUUGCGGAUCCUCGACGCGCUGCAGUUCCACGAGAAGAGCGUCAAGGACGGAGAUGAGCGAGUCUGCCCGGCCGGGUGGAAGAAGGGCGCCAAGGCAAUGAAGCCCACGACGGAGGGUGUGGCAGAGUACUUCUCGAGCAAGUGA
This is a messenger RNA of Symbiodinium necroappetens, 423 nucleotides long. The record is from the annotation of a GenBank genome assembly. Lineage: Eukaryota; Dinophyceae; Suessiales; Symbiodiniaceae.